AUGUCAAUCUUGUCAUGGCGACACAUAGGUUUAGGACAGACGUGUCCUGCAAUGGUCACCACCGUUGGCGCUACGCUAAACUACUCCAGUCAAGGCACAUUUGGAUCAUACAAUUCGGGAACUACUGUAACGAUGACAUGUAUGAGUGGGACGCCAAUAGGUGCAACCAUGGCCACAUGUUUGAAUGGUCAAUGGUACCCAACAACACUCGGGACAUGCUCAACAAACAGCAUAAUCAACGGUAUUGGCGCUCAAUGCCCUGCUCUCAUUGCUCCAUUUGGCGGCACAAUUUCCCAAACUCUCGGGCUUUCCGGUAGUCCAGCUCAACAAGGGACUGUUGCCACACUUAUAUGCCCUUCUGGAGUGCUAGGUACCGCUAGUGUUUUGUGCUCCAAUGGGGUAUGGACACCUCCAACACUCGGAACUUGCAAUACAUCGACAGGAUUUGGAAAUGGACUUGGGACAUCUACUGGAAGCGGAACAUACUGUCAAUAUGCCCCAGUAACUCCAGCGGGUGCAAUAUUAUCAUAUUCAAACUCUGCUCUUUUCCCUCCUGUUCCACCAGGAACAACUGCUAUGGCAAGAUGCCUCAACGGCGCUGCGAUAAUGGGUAUAAGGCAUUUCCGAACGAACGCAUGGAUACUAGAAGUAAAGCUAUGUUGUAGGUGCGAGUAUUUCUACAUGCACAAAUGGUCAGUGGCAACCAAGCUCUUUUGGAACCUGUGGUAA
Molecule: messenger RNA, 729 nt
Organism: Strongylus vulgaris
Lineage: Eukaryota; Metazoa; Nematoda; Chromadorea; Rhabditida; Strongylidae
Source: the annotation of a GenBank genome assembly